AGCGGGCGAGCAGGCGCGACCAUCCGUCUGAAUAACAUGGCGUCCUCUGCAUAACAGCGGUGUGCCUUCGCGUGGAAGCGCGCUACAGAGGGGGAAUUUUCCAGCGGUGUGCCUCUCGGUGACCCGGUCGCGUUCUUAAUGCAACCACGAUGAUUGAGCUGAGACGCGUCGAGGGGCCGAUCGCAGUGGUGUUUGCAGGAGUUGUCCUCUGUGCCUGCCUUGUUCAAGCCAUCGACUACGAGGAAACUGUUGUUUGGCAGCCGGACCCCCAGCACAAGUAUGUCGCGCUGCGGGAGGUCAAGCCACGAGUUCAGAGUCGAGCCGACGAGUCCCUAAGCCCUGAACUUAAGGAGGAGUCAGAGCAAAACGAGACAGCAUCGGCAGGUGGAAGGGCUCCCCCUUCGGACUCUCAGAAAGCGGAACCUCCUGCUAACGGGCCGGCAGCUGCUGGCGGUGCGGCGCCCGCUGCCGGAGCCCCGCUCGUGCCUCCGAAGGCGCCGAUCCCGGAGUUCUCGUUCGGCGUCUGGAACGCCACCGAUGGCACGGUCUGCAUACUGGCCAAGUUCCAGGUCUUCUUCACCAUCACCUACGCCGGCAGAGGAGGACUGCAGACGGUAACCCUGAAAAUGCCCGAAAGCGCCAAAGCCAAAGGAAUCUGCGCCACGGAGGACCAGGAGCCGGUUCUAGAACUCACGUGGCCAGUGUUCCGGUUCAUCCUAAUGUUCUCCAGAACUCCUCCGGUGAACGACAAAGGCAGGGGAUCAUGGAAGGUCAGCGGUAUGGAGAUUCAGUUCAACACAAACUCUCCUUUCUUCCCGGGUGCCACGAACGCCGGCAAGCGGACGGCCCGGAGUCCAGAGAAUAUGACACUUUUCGAGACACCGAUGGGCGAGUCGUACUUUUGUCCAACGCCUAAGCUGGUCACGCUGACGGACUCACGCGGAGGACGCAAAGUGGCCGUGCAGUUCAAGGACCUGCGCAUCCAGGCGUACGAGUUCCAGGGAACCUAUGGUCCAGCGCACCGAUGCAGCCAGGUGCGCAUGGCCGGCGUCCAGGACCCGUUCCCGCAGGACGAGACGGUGCCCAUCGCCGUCGGCUCCACGCUCGCCGUGGCUGCAGUCGCCGUGGUCGUCGGGUACGCCCUCUACCGAUCAGUCUUCGUGCGGCGGGUGGACUACAAUACCAUGAACUGAACGACGACGACUACUAUACAGCGCGCCUCUGUAGUACACGUGCGCUGCAGAGCUACUUACGUUGACACCACUAUGGCCGUCAUUCCUGGGUACCAAAAGCAGGCUCGGUAGCCGCACCUAGGCCCGCUAUCAUUAGCGGAAGACGCGAGCGUAACGGCGUUUGAGUGGUAACCACGUGUGGCGCCUACGUCACCGCAGAUGUACGAUAACGAGUGCAGCACUAAGCACGCCGCUCAGCCGCGCCCGGUGCGCGAGUGGCGCGGCUCAGCGCCUGUGAAAGUUGUCAGGUGGUGGAGGCGGUAGCUAUAACAGUUCAUCAGUAGCGGCGUACUAAGACUCCCUAAUAGUAUAACGCUUCAAGACAUCGUGAUCACGACGUCCUUUGUGCGUUUGCAGUAUACGCUACUGCAACGCAGAAUUCCUGGCCACGUGCGCAUACGUUGGAGCGGGUGCGCAGAUGAAACCUUGAGGCACUAAUUGCCGCUACGCUAAAUCUUUAUCAGCUCUUCGGGCUGGUCGAUCAGCGACGAUAAGAACAUAUGCGAGCACGCGCAGCUGUCCGGAAGCGUGCAAUGUCCGGAAGCGUGCGCAGCUGUCCGGAAGCGUGCAAUGUGGUCUCCAAGCGGCAUCGUGCUGUUUUAUAACGUUCUGCACAUGCCGUUUUGAACGCUGCACGAAACUGCAAAGCAAGCACUCGCAUAUUCUUGUGGAGAUGAAACAGUAAGAGACGGCACAUAUGGGAAAACUGACUGCACUGUCUGUAAUGACAUUCCUAGAUGCAUUCAGGGAAAAAAAGAGUCGGGAGCUAUAAGAUCGAACUUAACGAUUCACGCGAUUUACCUUCAUGCAGGAGCAUAUUAAGACAACUAAAGAAUCGGUUCAAGCUUCACACACACGCACACAAAGCCAUAUGACGACAUGCAAACUGGCAAAGAAGGUCUAUGUAAUCCAUGUCUUGCCUUAGCGUCAUAUUUUACUUAACUUGAUUUGAAAACUGCAUUCAUAUUGUAUGCAUCGCUGUUAGGCAUUCUUUCGCUACAAAUGACUGCUACUUCCAGCUAGAAGAAUAAUUAAAAAAACAGAUUAGUUAAAUUGUGAAAAAUGUGGGCAGUGUUUGGAAGCCUUGCACAAGACUUCGGGCAAAUGCAAUUUACCGUGUUAACAGAAAUGCCUCCGCAGUUUCCGCAAUGUACCAAUACAAGCAAAGACGAAAUGAAACAACUUAAAUACACUAAUGAAAAUUGCAAGCACUACAUUUUGGAAACGCUGGGUUUCUCUGGUCUCUCCAGAUGUAUUACAAUCGUGGCAGGCCUUUCCCCUAACUUCCCUGCAGCCCUGGGACAGCUCAAGGCCAGAAAGUCAUCCUGCAAUAUUGCGCUGUGUUGCACCCUAUUGCUGUCACAUGACUGAUAUAUAGUAGGACAUAAAAAAAAAAAAACAUAUAGCCCCUUUCAGCAAAUCAAAACUCUAAUGAUAUUACUCACAGGACCGGUCAGAGGACUGGUGUUAGUAGCGAAACACUAUUUGUUAAGGGUGAGUUAAAGGGGAAAGCUGAGAUUGUACAGUGCUGUCACAAAAUGUGGGCAUGUAAACACAGCUGAAACAUCGAGAAAGCAAAGGAAGAAGAUUCAGUGUGUUUGUGUGUGUGUGUGGCAAGGAAAACAUGGUCUUCACGCUUGAAGGAAAUGAUCAGAUCGUAACACAUUAACCUGCAGCUGCCAACCAUAUUGCUCCAGCAAAACGAUAUGUCAAGGUACAGGUUUGCCCAGGAAAAAAGCAAAAGCUCUGCUUACAGCCAUGCAUGCUCAGCUGUAAGUGCAUCAAGCGAGAUCAGUGCUUUUUCAUAAAGCUAAUGAAAGCUUCAGUAACACACACACACACGCACACACACACGCACGCACACACACACGCACGCACGCACACACAUACACAAAUUGGAGGACGCUUAAGCUUUGCGUUUAAGAGUGGAAUGCGAUAGCAUUCAAUGAUCCCCCGAGUGUUUCUCACGCUUCCCGGCAACUGCAGCUUAUGUAAUCGUAAUGUUUACCGGGAAACCAGGGUGUCUACCACGUUGACGUUUCCAAUUUCCCUGAGUUUUUCAGGUUUUCCCUGAGUGCCUUUCCAAAAUUCCCUGAGCGACACAGAACAUUGUUUUAUUUCAACAUGGGCUGACACAAUGUUGCCCGAUGCUGUCACUAGUAAGUACGUUAAAAAAUAAAAAAGAACGACUUUAUCCAAUUUGAUUAGUAAGGAGUACUGUUCACCUUAUUCAAAAGGAAAGGAGAAGGGAGGGGUUAGUAAAAUACGCAGCAAAUCAAUUAUCUUCGAAAUAAAAUGGUAAAGCGCAUUGCAAAUAGAGCCAAACAUUUUCAAAUACGAAUAAAAAGAAAUGCAUACAGAGCAUACAGAAGCAAAUAUUUUCGAAUAUGAGCUCUCUUUAUCAACUGAUUGCAAGCUCAUUGGUUAUGAGUCCCGAACUUUGUCACAAGUAACAUUCUCUCUCAGCAGCUGGAAAGUCAACCUCAACUGUCCUGACAUACUCUUAGCCCGCACACAACGACUCAGUGUUGCAUUUCACUGCUUUAAAUAGUUUGGUUUGGAUGAGGGACAACUGCAUCCCGACGUCAGCCAAAACAUUUUUUUGAGCUCAAACUCCUUCAAAGAAGCGGCGGCACACUUCCUUUCCUGUUAAUUCCCCAAUGCGCCAGUUCUAUCUGUUCUCGUCCUCCUUCCGCUGCGCGUUUACCCCACGGAACAUUUGAAGCACCCUCUUGGUCAGUUGUACAGUCAACAUCCGAUUUCUCGGGCUCCCUAUGGGUCGCGAAAACGUCCAAAAAAUCGAGCAGUUCGAAAAAAUUAAUAAAUGUCUUUUACUGCCCUUAAGGUCUCAAAUAGCCGCAUGCACAUCCGAAAAGCUUUGAAGGCACUCGGUGCUCGUACUGGGAUAGGAGAUGGCGGGUGCACGCAUGUAUAGUCAAGGAAUACAGCUGAAACUUGAUUUAACGACGUAAUAACACCCUCUAAUUAUUUCCUUAAAUCGGGAAGUUUGUAAAAUCGAGAAAAUAAUUUUUGUAACGUAGCGACACGCAAAACUUACCACGUCAUUGUAUUUGCCGCUCAUCCAGCAAUCUGUUGCAUAAACCAUGAAAUAACGAAAGCAAGCACCGCCGCCCCUACCCAGGCGGUGUCGAGUGCGCAGUGUGCAGCCUCGUCGAAACAAAGUUAGGGACACGACUUUAGAGCGCAAGCUCGAAGAAAAACCCGUCUGCGUAAUAAUUAGAAAGAAAUCAGCGCUUUUUUUACUAAUUUAUUUCAGGAAGAACUUUGUUAAAUCUAGUUCGGCCAAAUUAGUUCCGUUAAUUCGGGUUGACGACAACAUUGAACCUUAUGGGUACCUGCCAGGGAAAGGAAAUUUCUUCGUUAGAUCGGAAACCUUGUAAAAUCGGGUUUCGUUAGAUGGAGUUUUUAACUGUCCAUACUAGAUCCAGUGACAAUUGCCCCUUCCCAUACUUGAGUUCCACCGCAAUACUUAGCCUAUGCUUCACCGCGCAACAUGGCUGAAUUGAGGCGAAGCUUACUUUCCAAAACCAGCAUAAUUCAAAGUGUCGAUCGUGCUUCAUGAGCUUCGAAACCAAUAGCGAAGAUUCAUCAUCAUCAGCCUGCCUACGCCCACUGCAAGGCAAAGGCCUCUCCCAUACUUCUCCACUACCCCGGUCAUGUGCUAAUUGUGGCCAUCUUGUCCCUGCAAACUUCUUAAUCUCCUCCGCCCACCUAACUUUUGCCGCCCCCUGCUACGCUUCCCAUGGAAUUCAGUCCGUAACCCUUAAUCGCCAUUGGUUACCUUCUCUCCUCAUUACAUGCCCUGCCCAUUUCUUUUUCUUGAUUUCGACUAAGGUGUCAUGAAAUCGCGUUUAUUCCCUCACCCAAUCUGCUCUCUUCUUUAGCGUUACACCCAUCAUUCUUACCCUUUUGGUAAGCCUCCAGGUUUCUGCCCCGUAGGUGAGUACUGGUAAGACACAGGUGUUACACACUUUUAUAGAGAAGAUGACAAAGGCUGAAUCCGCGCCAUUGCUGACAGCGACAGCAGCGAACGUCGAAGUAGCUAGGCCUAGCGUUGCUGCAGCAGUGGCUACGGCUGCCAACGGAUCUCGUGCGAGAGCGCCGGUUCGAGGCGGCGAGAUAUCAACGUGGCAGCGGUGGUGGCUUUGCUUAAUACCGUUUCGCACCUGCGGUCACGGCAAACAGGAAAAUCGGACGGCGAACGGUUCUUGCGUCCGAAACUUCAUACGCGCUUCUGCAGCGACUCUAUGGGGCACGUAGUGGUGCCGCGAAGCCGUCCGAAUUAUCGUACAUGUCCCGAAAAUCGGGCGUCCGGAAAAUCGGUUGCCGACUGUACACUGGAAACUCCUUCAGCCGACGACACGUCGUCAAUGACGAUUCGUUACGAUAAUUUUCUGGUACUCGAGCCAGCAUUAGCGCGACUUUCGCUCCAUUUCAAUAAAAUUACAGCUAAUUUUCCCUGACAGAAGCACAAAUUUCCAGACUAUUCAAAAUCCCUGAGAACUGCCGGUUUUCCCGGUUGGUAGACACCCUGGAAACGCUGGCCGCGAACGCUAUGCACAAAGACAAGCUUUGUGGUUCCUUCUUUUUUUUUUUUUUUUUUAUGGUGUGCAAGAAACCGAGGGGUCCGUGCCGCUCCUACUAAGACAGACCUCAAACGGCAGCUGGAAAACACUACUGCGUUAAAAGGGGUUUUAGUUUGAGUUUCCGCGUAAGAGAAUAUAGUUUUCUUGUAUACUCAAAUUACAAUCCAACGCUAUCAUGUCUGUAAGUUGUGUGAAAGUUGUACUUCACAAUUUUUCUACGUAUUUUACCAUGACAAAUUCAAUUAAGAAACUUCCUUGUGCUACAUAGAGGGCCCGCGUGGCUGGAUAUGCGUGGUUAGAAAUUCAUUUUACCGAAGCGACGUCCGACACUGGACGCAGACACAGCAUUUUCUGCGACACGGGGCCCUUAACGGUACCGGGUUAAAACAUGUGGUUAUACUCUCCUCCCCUACUUCCAGCUAUUAAAGCUUGGCCUCUAGACAGCAACUCUGAUGAGGGCUUCCAGAUAAAGUGUGUUCAGCCUUCUUUACGACGCAUGUUUUGCUUUGACAAGACAGCAGAGUCAUAUUCAUCAUGAACACCCUGCACAUAAGGUCUUCCAUUCAGGACGGGUCAGAGCUAGAAUACAUCCCUACAUUCAGACUGCAAAGCUUUGCAUCAGGUUUAUGGUACUGAACAAAGCACAAAUCAAAUUUUCUCUAUUUGUAUAUCAGUAAAGUAGAAUGUUGUAUGAAAUAUUGUGUCACGAAAUAAGCCUUUGUUCUGGUUUCUAUGGGAUGUUAACAGUAGUGCCUCAAAUAAUAUACAAAAGAAAAUAUAGCAACCAGUGUAUCAUGAACUCAGCGUGUACUUACAGCCUACAGUCAGCGGCAAAUGAAUGUCUGCAACAAACCUUUCACUUAUAGGCAGUUUAUGGCGAGGAGAGUAAAGCUUUAUGACCUCUUAUCAAAUAUUGAGCAAUCUCCAGAGGCAUUCAGUCUGUAACAAAUGAGUCAAUGUCAAUGUGCUUGUUGGAGCUCUUGCGCAUUAAGACACUGUUCACACUGGAAUUUGCCUGUAACAAAACUGGGAUUUAAGACGACGCUUUAGCUUUCUUUCUUACCGAUUCAAAUACAUGUGAAAUGCAAAAUAAAUGCUUUCAUUAGGUAAUCUCUUAUCAGGUUCAAAUAAAAUCUGCCACAUUUAAAAGGGGCAGUUAAAUUCUAGUGACUGCAGGAGCUUAUUUUAUUAAUUUAACCCAUCCAGUGUCAAGAGAUGUUUCAAUUUUGUAAACUGCACCUAGAGCAUCUCAGUGAACAAAUGCUAUGCCAGUUGCUCACAUAAAAAAAUAUUAUUUUAAUUCAGGGCUUUGCUACAAGGCACAAAAAUGAAUAUAAUAUAGAUCCCAUAAAGCUAUGCAGCCCCAUGUGAUACAGGCACUACAAGAAUGUUUUUGUGAAGUCGUCUCACGACACAAGUUUUGCAAAGGUUGCAUGCACAAAUUAUUUAUACAUUUCAGAGCUAUGCGCACGGUUUAAUUUUGACUGCUCUAGGCAUUCUAACAAACACAUUUACAUAAAUGUGACUUCCAUGCCCUUCAGUAACCGGAAAACUUGUACACUUCGUCCUUCAAUUUUCUGAAAUUUUCAGACUUUUGGCAAUGUUCACAAGAAGUUUAAUAUUAAGCAAACAACCUGCUGCCAACAGUCGCUAAAGCUUAGCUUCUACCAUAAAAUUCAACAAACUGAGUUUAAAAUAUCAGUCCAGUGGUGAAGACAAAAGGGCAUCUCUGUGUUUCCCAAUCACUUGAAGACGGAAGCGCCAAGUAAAGAUUCUUCCUAUUCAUACCACCAGUGAAAAACCAAUCAAUGUCAGUCUAAGUUGGCAAAGUGUAAAGAGGGCAGCGGCCUUUACACUUCUGCAACACGGUGUAUGUUGCAGCUCAGGCACGCUUACCGAAAUGCUGCAACUUGAUUGUGCAGCUGUCAACACCAUACACACCACAUAGUAGCAUGGAAACUUCUCAAUCCUGCAGAAAUGCUAGCUCCACAUGAAAUGAACAAAUGUCCGUGUGUGCCUGGCGAGUUUCCAUAACCCCUUAAAGCAUGCAGCAAUUGUACUGAAUGAAAACCAUGCACUCAUGUUAUUGCAUUUUGUUUGUUGACAAGAGCACAGAUUACAGCAAAAGAGCAAAGGCCAGUUGGCCAAUGUCGACUGCUACUUUUGUGCUGUAGAGUGUCAAUCAGCGAAAAAAGUUUACAGGGCACAGGAUUUGAAGAAAAUGAAAUUGAACUUCUGCAAAACCUAGGCACUUAACGUCAACUUCAAAUGUUCAAUGUGUUGUAGUUUCUGCAACCUGCACUGAUCUAUUGAAUUAGAAGCACCAUGCCUUAACAGACCGCAAAUUCACAUUUUUCAUGAGACCCGUGUCUGUAAGCUUUCGUUGCUGACAGUAGGUACACAAGCACAUCAGUGUACCAUACAAAAAUUUGCUGUCAAUGUCUUUAAAAAUAUUCCGCGAAAGUUUCAGGGUUGGUCUUAACUGUUGAGUCUCUACAGCAGGGAUGGAUUUUGGUGGUGACCUUUGGUGUGUAUUUGAAAGUUCACAAACCUUUUACUCCGUCAAAUUGCAAGAUUUCUACAUAAGAAUGAACAUUUAUGUCUUACUCCUACACGAGUUUAUAAAUAGGAAUAAAGGAUGAAAUUUUGCUGUUUCA
Dermacentor andersoni is the source of this 8496-nucleotide messenger RNA. Its product is annotated as lysosome-associated membrane glycoprotein 5. NCBI's taxonomy places the organism in Eukaryota, Metazoa, Arthropoda, Arachnida, Ixodida, Ixodidae. Gene Ontology annotation, cellular component: plasma membrane; late endosome membrane; lysosomal membrane. Gene Ontology annotation, biological process: establishment of protein localization to organelle. The record is from RefSeq and is a predicted model, not a curated record.